AUGGCUGCGUACGACACCGUCAAGACACCGCAGCGGCUGACGCUGGCCUCGCUCCCCGGGGAGCUGCACCAGCACAUCGUUUCCGACCUCGACGCGAUCGGCCUCAUCAGCCUCAGCCAGACGAGUCAAUAUUUCCGCUCGCUGAUCAAACCGAACAAAAGAGAAAUAGGCGAAUGGCUUCUCGCCAUAGAGAACCACCGCGAGCACGAGGCCCACGCGCGUCAGUAUAGCGAGCAACAGUCUCGCCCAGAGCAUUCCCGGGUGUACAAGGAGAGCUGGGAGCUCCAUAAGUGCCCCCGGUGCGAGCGGUGGCAGGAGUUGAGGGAGUUCCGCGACCCCCCAAUGAUCGAUAUGACCUUGUCGCCCGGCGCGCUCUGCAACUCCUGUUACGCCCAGGAGUUUGACCGGGAGGCUCUGGGCGAGGACCUGCUGCCACAUGUGCAGGGCUUGAUUGUUGGGAAGAUGGAAGCCCUGGAACGCCAGCUCACACUUCACGAGCGGCUCUCAGGGUCCAUGUGGGAUGUUCUCAGGCUGAGGAGGCCUUUGCUUUGGGUGAUUGACAAUGUGGUUCGAAUGGGAUACAUGGGGCACUUUUCUCACGAAAACAUUGACUGGCUCACCAAGUAUCAUGAACAGUACUCGGAACUCAGAGCUGAAGCGGUGACUCACCAAGCGACUGGGCGGCUGUUAGGCUCUUUUGUAUCACUUGAAAAAGUGCUUGGUUUUGAGGAGUGGUUCCACUGCUUCGGCGAGUUAAAGGCUGAGUGGCUCUGGCUGGCAGCGUUCGAGGAGAGGAUUGUCCGGCACCCUGGCUUGUUGGCCGAUUGGGCACUGGGGAGAGAUGGUGCUUCGCUUGAAUAG
Messenger RNA from Clonostachys byssicola, 861 nucleotides. The record is from the annotation of a GenBank genome assembly. NCBI's taxonomy places the organism in Eukaryota, Fungi, Ascomycota, Sordariomycetes, Hypocreales, Bionectriaceae.